Messenger RNA from Cynara cardunculus var. scolymus (artichoke), 945 nucleotides. Its product is annotated as cytochrome P450 71A6-like. Gene Ontology annotation, molecular function: oxidoreductase activity, acting on paired donors, with incorporation or reduction of molecular oxygen; heme binding; monooxygenase activity. The transcript has 5 exons. The coding region runs from base 1 to 945 and encodes 314 amino acids. Gene Ontology annotation, biological process: acetyl-CoA metabolic process. The record is from RefSeq and is a predicted model, not a curated record. Lineage: Eukaryota; Viridiplantae; Streptophyta; Magnoliopsida; Asterales; Asteraceae.
AUGUUGGUGGUUAUCGUUGCUGCACAUUAUAUUGAUGGUGUCUUUGAACAKGGCGGGUCAUCGGAGCAUAAAAAAGGAUUGUCAACAGAAUGCGCCAAGAAUAUCACAGAGGCUCUUGGAGCGACAGUGGAAAGGGUUAGGCCGGUGUCUAGGAUUUACUUGGUUGUUGUGCCAGAAAAAUUUAUGGAAUUUGUGGAACUGAUGCAGGAAAUGGAACACAGAUAUGGAGGCAAGGACUUUGUGACUAGCAAAGACACCACUUUUUUAGCCCCGGUCACCUACUACCUGACCGAAGUUGACUCCAAGUACCGUGGAUUCCAUGCGAAAGAGACCACCAUGACAUUUGCUGGUGCAGCAGAUACAACAUUCACAACACUAGAAUUGGCAUUCAGUGAGCUAGUAAGAAACCCACGAGUAAUGAAAAAACUACAAAAAGAAGUGAAGUUUAUAGCCCAAGGCAAACCAGAAAUCACGGAGGACGACAUAGGAAAACUUGAGUACUUGAAUGCUGUGUUCAAAGAGACUUUACGCCUACAUGCACCUGCUCCACUAGUUAUUCGAGCAUCGUCUGAAGAUGUCAAAUUGAUGGGAUAUGAUAUCCAAGCCAAAACGAAAGUAUUUAUCAACUUAUGGUCACUAGGACGAGAUCCUGCGAUAUGGGAGGAACACGAGGAGUUUAGGCCAGAGAGAUUUUUGAAUAGUCCAUAUGAUUACAAAGGAUCUCAUCUUGAGUUCAUCCCUUUUGGUGGUGGAAGGAGAGGGUGUCCUGGUGUUCAGUUUGCCAAUACCCUAAUGGAGCUUUCUCUUGCGAAUGUGGUUUACAAAUUUGAUCUUGCACUUCCUGGUGGAGAGAGAGGGGAGAAUUUGGACAUGAGUGAGAGAAAUGCUCUUACAGUCCAUAGGAAAAAUCCGUUACGUCUUGUGGCUACUCCUCAUUUAGAAUAG